AUGUCUUCCACUUCAUGGAGACUCAAUUCCUCAACAAUUGCCGGCAUUUUCUUUUCUCUCAACAUUGUCGCAUCGGUGUUGGCGUUAGCGAUUUGGGACUUCCAGAAGCACGAUACAAAUCAUAAUGUUCUUUAUCUGGGUGGAGUGAUUUGUUCAUUUCUCUUGAACACGGCGAUCGCGAUUUCCCUUCAAAUGGCCAUCCGACAACAUCGACCAAAUUUCUUCCUACCUUUCAUUAUCUGUGCUGCCAUCCAUUUGACUAUCAGUUUGGGUGUCGUUUUUCUUUUCACGAUUUCCCUCCUCGAUCACAUGUUUAAAGGGAGCGAUUUACAGGAUUUCUAUGGUGUUCUUGUAUUUACCGGAAUGUUCUUCUUUUGGAUUUUGAGCAUUCACGUCGUUCAAAAGGAUCGCGAGCGAAUUCAAAAGAUUUGCGGAGUUCAUAGUUUACUCCCUGAAUAUCUU
This is a messenger RNA of Mesorhabditis belari, 462 nucleotides long. NCBI's taxonomy places the organism in Eukaryota, Metazoa, Nematoda, Chromadorea, Rhabditida, Rhabditidae. The record is from the annotation of a GenBank genome assembly.